Molecule: messenger RNA, 751 nt
Organism: Colossoma macropomum (tambaqui)
Lineage: Eukaryota; Metazoa; Chordata; Actinopteri; Characiformes; Serrasalmidae
Gene: tmem74b
Product: transmembrane protein 74B
Source: RefSeq, a predicted model, not a curated record
AUGGAGCGCGUGAACGCCGUGGAGCUCCGCGAGCUGGGCAGGGACGGCAGCACGCGACAUGGCUGCCACCCUGCGGGCGUCGUCAACGCGACCUUCGAGGAGGAGGAGGAUGAAGGCGAGGUGCGGCCGCAGCCCUCGUUCCAUCGUCACCGGGAAGUACCGUCCCCACGCUCCCCUGAGCCCGAGCACGAGCCCGAGCCAGAGUACAGCGGCCAGUCCGUGGACUACGGCUUCGUUUGCGCGCUCGUGUUCCUCGUCGGUGGCAUCCUGCUGGUGGUGGUCGCCUACACCAUCCCCAGGGAGGCACGCGUGAACCCGGACCAGGUGAGCGCACGCCAGAUGGAGAAGCUGGAGAUGUACUACGCCCGCCUCGGCUCCCACCUCGACAAGUGCAUCAUCGCCGGACUCGGUCUGCUCACGCUCGGCGGGAUGCUCCUCUCCAUUCUGCUGAUGGCGUCCAUAUGCAAGGGAGAGCUGUCCCGGCGCAGGACUUUCGCCGGAACAGGGAGACCCAUGAAAUCGUACGGAUCCAUAAACAUGAGGAUGAGGCAGCUGGCAGAAGGAGACGGGAGGGACACGCUCGUGGAAUGUGAGCCUGGCGGUGAGGCACCGCAGACCGGACCACAAACCCAGUAGCACAACUGUUUUUUUGGAAUCCAGGGCCGGAUCCUUGACACGGAGUACAGCCUAAUCCACAGAAACCUGCUGGCGAUCCGUUCCUGAUAAAAACAAUACAUUACUAAGGUGUGGC